Messenger RNA from Pisolithus orientalis, 5302 nucleotides. RefSeq names its product SNF2 family N-terminal domain-containing protein. Gene Ontology annotation, molecular function: ATP-dependent chromatin remodeler activity; ATP hydrolysis activity; ATP binding. The record is from RefSeq and is a predicted model, not a curated record. The coding region runs from base 348 to 5243 and encodes 1631 amino acids. NCBI's taxonomy places the organism in Eukaryota, Fungi, Basidiomycota, Agaricomycetes, Boletales, Pisolithaceae. Gene Ontology annotation, cellular component: Swr1 complex. The transcript has 10 exons.
CCAAACACGAACAUCAUGUCCUCAAAUACAUAUGGACCCGUGGACGCCUUUCGAAGAGCAAAUUAUCCGCCAACGGCGAAACACCCGGCACCCACGAACGGACGAGACGGCGCCGACGAGAGCUUUGUGGCCGUCCGAAAACUGUUCAAAACCGUGCAGGAUCUACCGAGAUCAAGCUUUGGUGCCUCAUCGCCCUUUGACUCUUUUUGGGGCUACGACUCAUUCGCUUAGACUUGGGACCUGAAGGUGCUGAAAACACAAAAAUAUUGUGGGUGCGGACGAGCUGAACAACCUCUUAAUUGAACAAGAAGAGAAUUGGGGAGAGGAAUUUCGGUCGUUUGGAUGGAAUGGAGCGUAGGAAGAAUAUGGUCCUCAACAGUAGUGCAAAGAAGGCGAACCCGACCGCUGCUGAAAGAGACAAAGGCCAACCUAGUUUAAACGGGACAUGGACUGACGAGGGUAAAAGCUGGCGACGGGAAAGUGAUCGUGCUCGUGUUGAUGCAGGCGGACCGACCCCCAAUCACACUCGUUCGCAUGCGAACGGGUCCGCCAAUAAUGUCGCCGAGGCAGAUAUUACACGCGAAAGGGCAUCCUUACUGACAGAAAGGCAACGCCAGCUGGACCAGGUACUGGACAAACACGACGAUUUAGUUCGGGAGAAGUUCCACCUCGAAAAUUUCGUGACACUAUUAGGCUAUGACCCCUCAUCUGCGAAGCAGGAUGACUCGGUUGUGUUCCGGGAGUAUAAGGCGAAGUUCGACCUAGUGGAGCAAGUUGCUACCGAAGUGGGACCCUCUAGGAGUACUCGCAGCGCUCACAGUCAGCGCGUCAUGAACAUCACCUCUCAGACACAGUCCUCAGCCGGAUUAGAUAAGUAUCCGUCCUCACCGUCCGUAUCCUUUUCCGUUAGUGCACCGCCUACGAGGCCGUCCUUGAAAGCGAAGGGUAAACAGAAAAUGGUUGACAUGCCUGAAAGUAUAUCCAAUGCGAAGCUCGCACCACCGGUGUCCAAGCGGGGUGCCCAGGGGGAAACGAUGACAGUGACAACUCCCUCCCGGCCGGUAAAGGGAAGAGCACCCUCACCGAUAAUUCCUAGGCCUCCGCCCAAGACCCGCAGCCAACGGAUAUUACCGACGCCGAAACAGCCGACGAAAAGGACGAGCUUUAGCAUGUCGUCCCCUACGCUCUCUCCGGUUCCUCUGAAGAAACGCAAGUCCACGGCAGACAAAGAGGUAGUUUCUUCCCGUACGAGAGCAGGAGAAGAUGACGAUGCUUCCACUUCGACGCCACCUCUGAUCCCCCCGGUUUCUGCGUCUGACUUAGCGGUCGAUGGCGUCACUAAAGCAGCGCCGCUACAGAAGACAACACCUUCCGUAAAGCGCAUCCGUCUCAUUGUGCGUCGUCCCCCUCCCUCUUACACAAACCCAAGGCAGCGGCCACCACCACCGCGGUUUAAGUCAUCUCUAGAGUUGUUCUUGCGGUCAUACACUACACUGAAUGACCAAGACCAGACGGAAACGACUCUCCAGAUGAUGUCGAUGCAAGAAGCGGUUCUUCGCAACAAGAUUGAUAGACUGCAGAGGCUUGGACGGUUUUUCCCCUAUACCGAAUUCCCACCGUCUGCAUCUUUUGGUUCUGCUGGUGGAAGUAGUAGCAUCAGUGGGAGCAGUGGGAAUACCCUUAGCAAAUGCUCUUUACUCCCUCAAGAACCCCAGCGUCCCAAGGAUGCGUGGGACUGCGUAGUUGAUGCUGUCGUGCAACGCGGCCGGCACGGCCUAGUGAAAGGACGGCAAGUGGCUGCCCACAUUGCGAGUCGCAUCCAAGUGUAUUGGGAUCACCAUGCAUCUAGAGAGAAGGCCGCUAAGAUACAAGAAGAGAAGCGGCUGAGGACGCUCGCUAAGGCUACUAUCAAGAUGGUCACGAGCGAGUGGAAAAAAGCUGUUUUUUAUAUCCGUGAACAAGAGAGACUGCGUGCAGAAGCUGAGGAGAAGCGACGUGGACACGAACAUCUAGACGCAAUUCUGGACCAAUCCGGGCAGAUUCUGGAAACGCAGCAGUUCGCACUUGCAAAAGGUGAUAUGUCGAGAUCGCGGAGCAGGUCCAGUAGCGUCUCGAUGGAGGAUGGGUGGCAGUCGUCGAGUGAAGAAGAGUCAGUGGAAGAUGCGGAGAGCGCAGAGGAGUUUCGCGAGAUUGAUAUGGUGGAAGAUAUUGUAGAAGGCGGGGACGUGCAUGAUGCGGACGAGUCAGAUCUGGAGGAUGGCGAAGGCGAGUCGACACGGGCGUUACUUGGUUUUGGAACAGGUAACGGGGAAGAUUUUGAGGCUGCUGACACGCCCAUACAAGAGGAGGAUUCCUUGGACCAUGAGAGUAUGAAGACUGCAGAUGGGGCGGACAUCAUUCCACCUGAUGAAACGGAACAAAUGGAGUCGGUGCAUGAUGGUCGCCUUCCUCUGCUGGAAAGCGUGCACGGUAAUUCUACAUCGCCUGCGUCCAAUGCCAUGACUCUUGAUACAUCACUGGAUGAGCACUUCGCCAUCAGCUUCCCUAGCGAGGAUACAUCCCGACAAGCAAGUCCAGGCCCCUCUCUAUCCUCUGCAGUGGAUAAGAACACAACACCUGGUCAACCCUGGCUUAUGCCCGACGAUGAUACAGACAAAGAAAGAACUAUUCUUUCACCCCCGAACGGCCUACUGACUGGAGCGACAGCAAAGGAAGAUAGUCUGGAAGCCGUUGAAUACCAACCUUCGUCGAUGGAUGACAUGGCAAGCGGGCGGUCUGAGCAGACCCCUCGCGUACCCAAUUAUCUGAAACCUUUUGCCGUUGCACCCGUUGACUGGUCGCCAGACAGCAAAAUAAAACCUCCCCUCCUUCUGCGAGGGGUACUGCGACCAUAUCAGCAGUCAGGUCUUGAAUGGCUUGCAUCCCUGCAUUCCAACAAUCUAAACGGCAUUCUUGCUGAUGAAAUGGGACUUGGGAAAACCAUUCAGACUAUCGCGCUUCUCGCCCAUCUGGCUUGUGAUCGUGGCAUUUGGGGACCACAUCUUAUCAUUGUUCCGACCAGCGUACUUCUAAACUGGGAGAUGGAAUUCAAGAAAUUUCUACCGGGUUUUAGGACUCUCAGUUACCACGGGACGACGAAACGUCGAAAGGAGUUGCGCCAAGGAUGGUCUAAUAAACAUCACUUCAACGUGUGCAUCACUUCGUACGCGUUGGCGAGUCGGGAUGCGCACAUAUUCAAGCGCAAGAUGUGGUAUUAUAUGGUUCUUGACGAAGCACACAUGAUCAAGAACUUCAAGUCUCAGAGAUGGAACAUUCUUCUGAUGUUUCGUUCGUUUCGACGACUUCUUUUAACCGGGACCCCGCUUCAAAAUAAUUUGACGGAGCUUUGGGCGCUACUACAGUUUUUGAUGUCUGGAACCGAUUUCGCCAAUCUGAAGGAGUUCGGAGAGUGGUUUUCAAACCCCUUGGAACGUGCGAUCGAGAUGGGUGCGGUCCUCGACGAUGAGAAUCUUCAACGAGUAUCCAAAUUGCACACCGUGCUGCGUCCAUAUCUCCUCCGUCGCCUGAAAAGGGACGUCGAAAAGGAACUUCCGAGCAAAUACGAGCACCUUGUUCUUUGCCCUCUCUCGAAACGGCAGCGUUUUCUAUACGACGAAUUCAUGACCCGUGCCCAAACCCGUGAAGCCUUGCAGUCUGGUGUCUACCAGAAAAUUGCCAACAUCCUCAUGCAGCUGCGCAAAGUGUGUAAUCAUCCAGAUCUUUUCGAAGUUCGACCAGUCAUUACUUCGUUUGCAAUGCCUCGUUCUGCCGUUGCAGACUAUGAAAUUAAAGAGCUUCUUGUUCGGCGAAGGCUCCUACACGAGCACGACGAGGGGAAGGUUAAUCUUGACCUUUUCGGGCUCCGUUUUAUCAGUCAGCAAGACACCCCACUUAUUGCUGCCCUUGAAACUCGACGUCUUAACGCAACCGGCCCCCUACUCCUUGCUACGGAACAUAUCGGAGAGCCGUCACCAAAGGACUCACGUACUAUCCAAGGCUACCUUGCAUACCGUGCCCACUACUUGCGGGCACAAUCGGCGGCACGUCGAGCCCAGAUCGGCUAUGUCAAUGCAUUGCGCUGUUCACGUACACCCAUCUAUAGUCACGAAAUGCUCAACAUUGUGCGGCGAUGUCGACGGUCCAUUCUACCGCUAUCCUACCUUGAUCUAAAGACGUCCUAUUUGGACACGGUGACAACGUCAAACGCAAUGGUAAUGUCUUACGAGCAACGUGCUCAGGACCUUGCGGGUGUGGUCGCAAAAUUUGCAUUCGUGCCGCCUCCUGUAGUAGCGAUGGAUAUGCCCCGCUUUGCGCUUGCCAGUUGUCAAGAUGCGCUUGCAUCGUGUUCCCUCGAAUUCGACCGCGUACUUCACCUGGCCAGUGUUAAGCUGCAGAUCGCAUUUCCCGACCCGUCGCUUCUUCAAUAUGACUGUGGUAAACUUCAAGAACUUAGCCGUCUACUUCGUCAGAAGAAAGCGGGGGGACACCGUGUCUUGAUUUUUACCCAAAUGACGCGGAUUCUGGAUAUUCUAGAAAUAUUUCUCAACUUUCAUGGAUACCUGUAUCUGCGCUUAGAUGGCGCAACCAAGAUUGAAGACAGACAGUAUAUCACAGAGCGUUUUAACGCAGAUGCGAGGGUGUUCUGUUUUAUCUCCUCUUCCCGUUCAGGUGGAGUUGGCAUCAACCUUACAGGAGCAGAUACCGUUAUCUUUUAUGAUAGCGACUUCAAUCCUCAGAUGGACAGGCAAUGUGAAGAUCGAGCCCACCGCAUUGGCCAAAUUCGUGAUGUCCAUAUCUACCGGUUUAUAUCUUCGCACACGGUGGAAGAGGCGAUGCUCAUGAAAGCCAACCAAAAGCGUUCUCUAGACGAGAUUGUCAUCCAGAAAGGAGAAUUUGACUGGCGUACAAUGUUUGAGGACGACGCCGAGCUAACGAAGGCUCUCGGGGAAUUUGAGGAUACGGAGGACGCCCAUGCAGCAGCCGUCGCGGCAAGAGAAGAAGACGUACUAGAGGGUGCUGACAAAGCAGACUUUGGUGCAGAGGGCGACGUUGAUGUGCCCGAAACCCGACAAAGUAAAGAGCCGGAGUUCGUUGAGCAGACCGACGACGUUAAUGAUGAUCACGGAGGGGGUGGGACGGUUUCGGAUUACAUGGUCGGUUUUGUUCGCUCGGAUUACGAGUUUUUCAGGGAUUGGCGCCUGUAGUCUAGUACCCCCAAUACUGUAUCCAACUUCACUUCUGUAUCGAUUGCUCAGUUUGUUUA